Molecule: messenger RNA, 1554 nt
Organism: Pyrus x bretschneideri (Chinese white pear)
Lineage: Eukaryota; Viridiplantae; Streptophyta; Magnoliopsida; Rosales; Rosaceae
Product: probable vacuolar amino acid transporter YPQ1
Exons: 12
Coding region: 182-1330 (382 amino acids)
Source: RefSeq, a predicted model, not a curated record
UCCAGGCUUCUAUAUGAUUCCUCACUUCUCUGUAGUACGUUGUCUUGUGUUGUGUUUUUUACUUCAUAAGUAUUGCUGCCUCUCUCUCUCUCUCUCGAAAAAACCAUUUUCAUCAGCUUUGCAAAUUGGAAAACCACCAACAAAACAAGACUCAGCAGCCACUCAGUGACGGCCGGAGAGAAUGCCUCUCUCUUAUUGUGUGGCGGAGAACAAACCCUGCGUGCGUUGGGUUCAGAAGUAUUUCAAGGACUGCCUUUGCAAUCUCAACGAUGACAUCUCGUUUGUUUUUGGUCUGAUCAGCUUGGUGUGUUGGGGGGUGGCUGAAGUUCCUCAAAUCAUCACAAACUUUCACACCAAGUCCAGCCACGGAGUCUCCCUGGCCUUCCUUUGCACUUGGGUCGCCGGGGAUGUGUUUAAUUUAUUGGGUUGUUUUCUGGAACCAGCAACGUUGCCGACCCAGUUGUACACAGCUCUGCUCUACACAGCAAGUACUAUAGUAUUAGUAUUGCAAAGUGUGUACUAUGACUACAUCUAUACAUGGUGGAAAUGCCGAAAUAUCACAGCAAGACAGAAGGAUGAAGAAGAGAAUAAAAAACCAUUGAAUCCAAAGUUGGCUGAUUCAGGCAUUCCAAUACCAAGUGCUUCACCCAAAGCCACUCCUAGAAGGGAGUUCUACUAUACGUCAGCGAGAUCUUUGGCUGGCAGUGGUACUCCACCGUUUCGAUCGUAUAUGAGGGCAGCUAAAAGUGGCCCUUCUGCAAUGACAAUAGACAGUGACUCAUCUUCUGAGGAUGAGUCAGCUCCGGUUACAUCCAACAAGAACUCUCUUACCCAGCCUAGGCCAAUCCCAAGAUUGGCAGGGUACGGAACAUUUCUAGCAACAUCACUUAACUUGCCUUCACAAACAAAGGGUUUGGCACAAGUGUACCUGGGAGUAACUGGGAGGACACUCUUGCAGGAACACUCAGUUGAGCAUAGUACCUUUGGUCAAUGGCUGGGCUGGCUAAUGGCUGCUAUAUACAUGGGCGGUCGACUCCCUCAGAUUUGGUUAAAUAUUAAAAGAGGAAGUGUGGAGGGAUUGAAUCCUCUAAUGUUCGUCUUUGCACUGAUCGCAAAUGUCACUUAUGUGGGAAGCAUACUUGUAAGAACUACCAAGUGGGACAGCAUUAAAGCUAACAUGCCAUGGUUACUCGAUGCUGCAGUUUGUGUGGCACUUGACUUAUUUAUAAUUUUGCAGUACAUAUACUAUAAACACUGGAGGAAAGGGACUACAAGAGGUGAAGAAGACUACACGUACUAUAAGGAAGCAAAUAAUGCUGCAGCUUCUUGAAAGCACUUGCAUGCUGAAAUCAUAUCCAAAUCUGUAUUUUAAUUCUGUCGAAUUAGGAAUUCCCUUUUUUAAUUUGUUUAUUGGGAGCAUGAUCAUCAUAAGUUAGGAAUGUGAGAAUGCUGACAGCGAUUGUGAGUCGGGUCAAGCAGAAGCAGUAGUGGGCUUGAGGCCUUCUCCCCCUGUUGACAUUAAUAAAUAGUAUGUUUAUGUGGCUUUAGUCUUGA